Aureobasidium subglaciale EXF-2481 is the source of this 984-nucleotide messenger RNA. RefSeq lists its product as uncharacterized. The transcript has 2 exons. The coding region runs from base 1 to 984 and encodes 327 amino acids. Gene Ontology annotation, molecular function: thiamine transmembrane transporter activity. Lineage: Eukaryota; Fungi; Ascomycota; Dothideomycetes; Dothideales; Saccotheciaceae. Gene Ontology annotation, cellular component: mitochondrial inner membrane. The record is from RefSeq and is a predicted model, not a curated record. Gene Ontology annotation, biological process: thiamine pyrophosphate transmembrane transport.
AUGUCUGAGAACAAAGUCGAGCAGCUCCGAGAUGAGGGCUCUCGCAUGCAGGUCGUUGCCGCUGGUGCCAUAGCCGGUCUUGUUUCGAGAUUCUGCAUCGCGCCUUUGGACGUCGUCAAGAUCCGUCUGCAACUGCAGAGUCACUCUCUCUCCGAUCCGCUAUCAUACGCCAACCAAGCCCAUAAGGGUCCCGUCUACAAGGGCACCAUCUUCACCCUCAAGACCAUCCUUCGCGAAGAAGGUUUGACCGGUCUAUGGAAAGGCAAUGUGCCUGCUGAAGGCAUGUACCUGGCGUAUGGUGGCAUUCAAUUUCUGGCAUAUCGCUCUGCGACUCAGGCCAUAGAAGAUCUCACUCCAAACUAUAAACUGCCUGGUACUGCUGUCAGCUUCGUUGCUGGGGCUGUUGCAGGCACCGCUGCCACUACAGCCACAUACCCGCUCGACCUCCUUCGCACGCGCUUCGCUGCCCAGGGCAACGAUCGUGUCUACACUUCCCUUCGCUCCUCCAUUCGCGAUAUCGCAAAGAACGAAGGACCAAAAGGCUUCUUUCGAGGCUUGGGUGCUGGCAUUGGCCAGAUUGUGCCAUACAUGGGUCUAUUCUUCGCUUUCUAUGAGUCACUGAAACCCGCCUUUGCCGGCGUGUCGAUGCCUCUGCACUCGCUCGGUUCUGGCGAUGCCAUAGCAGGUGUGCUAGCUAGCAUGAUGUCAAAGACCGUCGUCUUCCCACUUGACACGGUCAGAAAGAGAUUGCAGGUUCAAGGUCCCACACGAGCAAAGUAUGUGCACAAGAACAUUCCUGCCUACGAUACUGGUGUCGUUCGCACCUUGACCUCAAUCGUGGCCAAAGAAGGAGCGCGAAGUCUGUACAGAGGCUUGACCGUUGGACUGUUCAAAGCUGCUCCCGCCAGUGCCAUUACCAUGUGGACCUACGAGAGAGCCAUACAUAGCUUGCAGUCUUUCGACGCGCUGGAAGGAAAGCACUGA